Molecule: messenger RNA, 681 nt
Organism: Caenorhabditis briggsae
Lineage: Eukaryota; Metazoa; Nematoda; Chromadorea; Rhabditida; Rhabditidae
Exons: 3
Coding region: 1-681 (226 amino acids)
Source: RefSeq, a predicted model, not a curated record
AUGUCUGAUAUGCUUAUUGUUGUCAAACCACCAUCAGGAGAUGCUUUGAACAAAUUGAUGACAUUUUUGGUGGAAAAUCGUCUGGAAUUUUCAGUCAGGCGCAGUGAACCAAUUAAGGUAUCAGAAACCCCAACAUCAUCUCAGGCUUCGGAAAAUAUCGAUUUUUCUACAGCGAAAAAUGUUCAAAAAAAAUCAAAUUUUGAAAUUCCAAAAAUCACAUCAAAUGAGAGAAUUAGUGAUAAUCUUGUUGAUAAUAAGCUCAGAAUCCCACAGUCCGAACCGAUUGCUCAGAUUAAAAAUAAUACAGCGACAGCUGAAAAUUACGAUUCUUCGGGAAAUAGCGAUUUUCCAACAGCGAAAAAAGUGAAAUUAGAACCUGAGCCGGAAAUUAUGGAGUCCGAAAAACCACAAAUUUUCCCAGGGGCACCGAUUGCUCAUGUAACAAAUAUGCAAUCCGGAGAUUAUGAUCCUGGGACGUCGAUAUCGGGCAAAAAGCCACUUAUCUGUCAACUAUGUGGCAAAGGAAUCAUUAAAACGACAGGACCUAGUCGCAAGCAACAUGCGAUCCAUCAUUUGAAACUCAAAACGUCCGAGGAGGAAAAAAUUCAAAUUGAUGAGAUGCAGAUCAAAUGUUUUCCUUCGAAACCAAUUCACCAAACGAGACACCAAAAUGAUCACUAA